AACACAUUAUAAGAAAAUGGCGGACGAUACUUUAACCGAACUAUCCGCUUUGGAAAUCUCAAAACUAAAGGUACCGGAUUUAAAAAGAGAGUUAAAAUUACGCGGCUUGACGACUUCAGGUAACAAAAAUGAAUUAGUAGAAAGAUUACAAGCCGCCAUGAAGACUAGUGAUUGUGUUGGAGUUGAUUCCGUGGAUGAUCUAGAUGAAGACCUUUUAAACGAUGACGAUGAUGAGCAUUUGGAAGGAGAUGUGGUAGUUGAAGAGGAGGAAAGCGUCCUAAAUGAAUCUGUAGCCUCAAAAACCGUUAAAAGAAAAAUUAGUGACGCUGAAAGUGAUAAAACAGAUAAAUCCGGACCUCCGAAAAAAGUUAUUUUGAAUAGAAAUACUAGUGUUAAUAUUGAACCACCAAGAGUAUUGACUGAAGAUAAAAAGGAGUCUGAAUCUGAGGAUGAUAAAAAGGUUAUUAAAUUGUCUGAAAUGACUGCCAAGGAGAGAUUGGAAUUAAGAGCCAAAAAAUUUGGAGGUGCUCCGCCAGAUGACUUGAAAAAAGCAGUUAGAGCUGAGAGAUUUGGAAAAGCUCUUAAUGGUUCAAAUUCAGUGAAUAGUAUUAAAACUCCUGUGAAUACCAGUAUUGAUGUACUUAAGCAAAGAGCAGAGCGGUUUGGGGGAUCAGUAUCAACUGUAAUGUCAAAGGUAGAGAAUCAAGAAAAAAUGGAGAAAAGAAAGGCUCGAUUUGGUAUUGUAUCCAAUACCAAUGGAGCUACAGGUGAUAGUGAUAAAGCAAAAGCAAGACUUGAAAGAUUCAAACAGCCAAUUAAAUAAAAUCAUAUAUUUUGAUGAUUCCUAUUUUUGUACAAACAUACUUUUUAGGAUAAGUUUUAUAUGAUUUGUAAACGUUUUUUAUAAUGGAGGAUAUAAAAAAAAUUAUUUUUUACUUUUAUGUAUGUAUGUAUGUUCACUGUAUUGACUGGCUUAAUAAAAUUACAUUAAUUGUUGAGUA
Molecule: messenger RNA, 1001 nt
Organism: Brassicogethes aeneus
Lineage: Eukaryota; Metazoa; Arthropoda; Insecta; Coleoptera; Nitidulidae
Source: the annotation of a GenBank genome assembly